AUGGCCGGAUUCGGCUUCACCACCAAGCUGGAGACUCCUAGUCGUGGAUAUUUGCCACCAACCCGUGACGCCAGCUGUGCCAAUUGCGAGGCUCGCGGCGAGGACAAGCGAUUAUUUGUGUGCCGCGACUGCUAUGCUGCCGGCCGGCACAAGGUUCCGGAGGUGUUCCAAUGCCGUUUCUGCUCGGAGUCGUGCUGGGAGACGGCGAUGCUUAAAUCCCACCGGCUUCUUCAUCAACAUAUGAGCGAGGAGCAGCUCGAGCAAAUCCAACACCCAAAUCCAUUGGCU
Molecule: messenger RNA, 288 nt
Organism: Mesorhabditis spiculigera
Lineage: Eukaryota; Metazoa; Nematoda; Chromadorea; Rhabditida; Rhabditidae
Source: the annotation of a GenBank genome assembly